AGGGCGGAGGGCAGCAUGGCGGCGCAGCUGUGGCGGCUGAGCGCGGGCGGCCGCGGGGCGCUGCGAGCCCGGCCCCGGCUGCCGUGCCGCCCCCCCGGGCCUCCGGCCUGCGAGCAGCGGCGCGGGCUGGGGCUCCCGCGGGCGCGGGCGCGGGGCGGCGGGGCCGGGCUCGGGCUGGCGGCGGCGCUGGGCGCGGCGGGGCUGGGCGCGGGGCUGUUGGCGGCGCUGGGGCCGGGCGCGGGGCCGGUGCGGCGGGCGGACAUGGCGCGGGCGGCGGGCGACGCGGACCCCGACGACGAGCUGGGCCGGCGCUGCGGCCGCUUCAUGGCGCCGCCGGUGAGCGCGCUGAGCGAGCUGCGGGCGCGGCCGGACGACGUGCGCACGCGGAUGGAGCUGCUCGUGCUCGACACGCAGGCGCGGCUGUGCGGGGCGCUGCAGCUGCUCGACGCGGGCGCGCGCUUCUCCGUGCACCGCUGGCGGCGGGAGGAGGGAGGAGGUGGGAUCAGUUGUGUGCUUCAGGAUGGACACGUCUUUGAAAAAGCGGGGGUGAACGUGUCCGUGGUUCACGGGGACCUCUCUGAGGAAGCAGCCCAACAGAUGAGCAGAGGGAGAAACCUGAAGGCCAAGGACGGCAAGUUGCCGUUCGUUGCUAUGGGAGUGAGCUCAGUCAUCCACCCCAAGAACCCUCACGUUCCUACUAUGCAUUUCAACUACAGAUACUUCGAGGUGGAAGAGGCUGAUGGUAACAAGCUGUGGUGGUUUGGUGGCGGAUGUGAUCUGACUCCGACGUACUUGAACAAAGAGGACGCUGUUCAUUUUCACAGGACCCUCAAGGAGGCUUGCGACCAACAUAGUCCAGAGUUCUACCCCAAGUUUAAAAAACUCUGUGACGAUUACUUUUUUAUAGUCCACCGCGGGGAACGGAGAGGCAUUGGGGGCAUCUUUUUUGACGACCUUGACUCUCCCUCCAAGGAGGAGUUGUUUCGCUUUGUGCAGAGCUGCGCCCAGGCGGUGGUUCCUUCUUACAUUCCUCUGGUGAAGAAGCACUGUAAUGACCCCUUCACUCCGCAGGAGAAGAUGUGGCAGCAGCUUCGGAGGGGCCGGUAUGUAGAGUUUAAUCUCAUAUACGAUCGGGGCACGAAGUUUGGCCUCCUGACUCCAGGAUCCAGGAUUGAAAGCAUCUUGAUGUCUUUGCCUCUAACUGCCCGAUGGGAGUACAUGCACACACCCUCAGAGAAUUCCAAAGAAGCUGAGAUUCUGGAGGUCCUGCGCCAUCCCAGAGACUGGGUGCACUGAUGCGGAGUGACUGCCUCGGUGUGGAGGGUGCAGCGUGAGUCCUCCUGCCACUGUGUCACCUCUGGCUACCCAGCUCUCUGUGCUCUGGGUCCCCGGCGUCGGUACAAGCGGCCGGUUGUGUGGAAGCAUCAGGCGUUGCUGUAGGCUGCUGCUGGUUACUGGUGCCGAGGGGGCAGAGGGCCAGAGGGGCUUGGUUUGCAUUAACCUAAAAACCUAUAAACCUUUUAGGAUCACCUUGUAGGAUUAGUUUACAAAAUCAGUGCCACUGGCUUUGCAGGUUCUGAGUGAAGGGAAUCUAAGUACUGUGCUCGGCAUCUGGGCAUGUCUUGCUGUAUUAUGGUUCCAUCUGUCUUCUAAAGCUGCAGCUUCUGCCGCAGAAGUCUGUGGAAGGAUAGACUCGAUUUCCAUGGAUGCAGUGAGCUUGGGACUGUAGGCUUUAGGAGACAACAAUGUGGCGUGAAGGGAAAAGUUUUGACCUUGUCGUUACUGAAGUCUCUUUGAUCCUAGUAUUUUAAGUCACCCACUUUUUGUAAUAACAGAUCUUCAGGAACACUUGCGUUGCCUUUAUCUCUGCAUACUCUAAUGUGGCAUUAUUAUUUAAAUAAGGUACACUUAAAUUGUCGUUGCGAUUGUCUUACAACUAUAAUUUGUUCCUGAUGGGAUCCUCUACACUUUUGGAUGUGAAAGAUUAUGACUUAGAUUCUGAUACUGACAUUUUCUUGUUCCAUACAUUUUUGUGUGGUGUUUAGAGUAAGAGAGAUCAUUGGAAUAGUGCGAUUUGGAAAACGACAUGGAAAAGUACUUUUCUUUAAUAAGCAGACAUAGUUAAUCUGAGAAACAGGUAUUUUUUUAAUGUAUGUCUUGAUAAGAUUUAUAGGAGUAAUUGCUUUCUUUUUAAACUAGAGAUCUUGUAAUUCUUUGCUCUUAAGACAGAACCACAGACUCUCGGUAUGACUUCCUUGUUCAUAUGGUAAUAUGACUGAGUACGUUUUAUUUUAUUCAUAUGUUGAAGUUUAUGAGGAAAAGUGUAUCUUCGUAUAAAUUACAAGCCAUUAUCUUGGGAUGUGUUGAGUGUAUAUGAUUAUGUGUGACUCCUUGGGACUCAAAAAAUGUGUGGCUGCUUCUAGAAUAAUGUGUGGUGGGAAAAAAUGUGUGGCUGCUUCAAUUGCCUAAUAACAAGUUGCUAAUAAAUUUUAUUAUGAAAUGGA
Molecule: messenger RNA, 2504 nt
Organism: Erinaceus europaeus (western European hedgehog)
Lineage: Eukaryota; Metazoa; Chordata; Mammalia; Eulipotyphla; Erinaceidae
Gene: CPOX
Product: coproporphyrinogen oxidase
Exons: 7
Coding region: 16-1296 (426 amino acids)
Cellular component (GO): mitochondrial intermembrane space; cytoplasm
Molecular function (GO): coproporphyrinogen oxidase activity
Source: RefSeq, a predicted model, not a curated record